CAUGUCUUCUACCACUGCACUCAUCAGACUCCUAUCCAGUUCUUCCAUCUCUCCCAGUUUCCUAACUAGACCUUCCGGCUCAGCUUUGUCAGGUUAUCCACCCACAUAUCAUCAUGAAGAUUUCGGUUGCACUCUGCCUGGUUGCUGCUGGCAUGGCCGCAGCAAGCCCAGUCUCUGGCGCGAAACGUCGCAGUCUCGGAAGUACUCUGUGCCAACUUGGAGGUACUGUUGAUAACACUGUCGAUGUAAGGAUUGCAGAGUGGGUUUUGCUUUUUGUUGCUCAGCUAAAUAUUAUCAAUAGGGCCUUAGCGGUGCUGCUCCAGGUGGCAACCCUUGCAAUGGUGGUUAGUAAGUUCAGAUAUGCAAAACCAUCAAAAACUGACACUCUCGACAAAGGUGGGCAACCGAGCCUGGGAAGUACUGUAGGUGAACUUGGAGGAACUGUCGAUGAUACUCUCGAUGUAAGUGAAAGUUGUCUGGACCAAUUCUGUAUAUCUGCUGACAUGCUGCAACAGGGCUUGAGCGGUGCUACUCCGGGUGGCAAUGGUGGCCAUGGCAGUGGCAGUGGGAGUGGCAAUGGUCAGUAAACCCAAAUAGGCAAGGUAUUCAAGAACUAAUGGUACUUCAACACAGGUGGACAACCGAGUCUUGGAAGCACUGUCGGUGAACUCGGAGGUACCGUUGAUGAUAC
Messenger RNA from Aspergillus sclerotioniger CBS 115572, 691 nucleotides. RefSeq lists its product as uncharacterized. The record is from RefSeq and is a predicted model, not a curated record. The transcript has 2 exons. Lineage: Eukaryota; Fungi; Ascomycota; Eurotiomycetes; Eurotiales; Aspergillaceae. The coding region runs from base 114 to 587 and encodes 157 amino acids.